CAUUUCAGAACCAAAGUACCACCAGGUUUCAGCUCAACAGCCAUUAGUUAUGGACCACUUUGGAGGAGGAAGUUGGACAAUGAUCCCCAACAUCCAAACUCACAGUAAUCCUUCGACACCCUCCAAUCAAGACAAUUUAUUUCUUCAGCAACAGCAAUUUCAACAACAACAGUUCAAUCAACCGCAGCUCUAUCAGCAACAACAGCAGCAGCAACAACAACAGCAGCAGCAGCAACAACAGCAACAGCAGCAGCAACAACAGCAGCAGCAACGGUAUCAACAGCAGAUGCAACAGCAACAAAUGCAGCAACAGAUUCAGCAACAACAACAGCAGCAGCAGCAGCAGCAACAACAACAACAGCACCACCAAUCACUUGCUUCUCACUUCCAUCUUUUACAGUUGGUGGAGAAUUUAGCUGAUACAAUUGAAAAUGGAAAUCGAGAUCAGCACUCAGAUGCAUUGGUAACUGAAUUGAAAAAUCAGUUUGAGAAGUGCCAGCAGCUGUUGACAUCAAUAUCAGGGUCUAUUAGCUCAAGAUCUAUGACAGUUGAGGGACAAAAGCGCAAAAAGGCAGAAUGCGAGCAAAUGCUAAAUCAACGGAGGGAUCUUAUUUCGAGGUACAAAAGUUCGGUUGAGGAGCUUAUUAACUCUGAACUGUAACUGCUACUCGCAUUUUAACCAAGGUAAGAUUAUGCAUUGCAAGUUGUUUCUGGCCUGCCCAAAGAAGUUGAGUUGAAUCUCCUGUCAUUUUGCUUUUAUUCAAUGCGAGUGGAACAACUAAGCAGUGUACUGGAUGCAAUCAAUUUGCAGUUUGUUGUAAUACAUAAUAAUUAAGUGCUCACGAGAAAUCUUUAUUGAUGUUACUGUUGUAAUCACUAUAGCGCCACAAAUGACUGAUCUGAUUGUACUGAGAACAUAAAACGUUUUGGGCCAAAGUUAUGAUAAAGAUUAGUAUUGCCUUCUUAACUGA
Molecule: messenger RNA, 971 nt
Organism: Solanum verrucosum
Lineage: Eukaryota; Viridiplantae; Streptophyta; Magnoliopsida; Solanales; Solanaceae
Product: mediator of RNA polymerase II transcription subunit 9
Exons: 5
Coding region: 50-661 (203 amino acids)
Cellular component (GO): mediator complex
Source: RefSeq, a predicted model, not a curated record